Messenger RNA from Patella vulgata (common limpet), 5541 nucleotides. RefSeq lists its product as uncharacterized. Bases 469 to 3003 code for a protein of 844 amino acids. The record is from RefSeq and is a predicted model, not a curated record. The transcript is spliced from 5 exons. Lineage: Eukaryota; Metazoa; Mollusca; Gastropoda; Patellidae.
UCCUCGCGCCGUUGACUCUGAACGUGGCUGGCGUAAGAUAGGGCUCGUGCAUCAUCGCUACAAGAGAAUGUUUUAGCGGUAAAUAACGGUACAAGUUGAGAAGUCCUUCAAAGUUUACUUUGUGAGUGCUUAGAAAACUUUAACUUGUGGCUGAAAAGCUUCUGAGGGUUUGUUGGUGUCUUACAUUUCACACGAAUCUGGAUGAUUUGUCGCGGCAAUACCCGUUCUUUAUUAUUAUGAAGGAGAAGGUGUAAGUUGGAGCUGAACUGUUUUAUAAAUAGAAGUUCCCAUGGGUGAAUAAAGGAGUAUAGCGGUAGCCAGUUGGUACACAAAGAAGUGGCCUGUGUCGGUAUUCAGACAGCGGAGAAAUGGAGCGUAUACGUGCUAGAAAGAAAUAAAACCUCGUGGUCUUGCCAACAUAGCCAUUAAUUUGUACAUCGCUCAAUCAGUUUCUUUUGAAAAAAAAACAUGGCUAAAGUUGAUGAAAAGAAGUUCAAAACACCGCCAUGUGUAAUGGAUAGAGAGAAAGGACGAGGACGAAUGGAGAGAAGGGGGAAAAGUUAUGAUGGACGAUGCAGCGAGGGACGUUUGUGGAUAUUUUUAGCUUGGGGAAUAGUUGUUAUUGUGUUUGGAUUAGUGAUCGGAGGAAUAUUUUUGAAUUUACGAGCUCUGACAUCUUCUACGAACAACACUGAAAUUAUUCCAACAUAUGUGAACGCCAUUUCUGUUAUUAUGUCUGGCUUAAUGGUGCUGAUUUUAUUCUGGAGAAGGAAUAUGUGUUUGGUGUUUAGCUGUGUAUUUGUUAAUGUGGGGACAACUUUUGUUAAUGGUAUAGCAGCCAUAUUGUCUGGAACCUUAAUUAUUCCUCCCAUUCAGAACUUUCUCCAUUGUACAUUCAUGGAUGUAAAGAAAGAAUGCCAUUGUUUGUCACCAUAUAGUCGUUCCUCAGUACAUCUAGAUUAUUCAGUGAAAGCGCCUGUCACCUUAAUUUUUCAAGAGACCUCAAGUUGUCAUGAUAUUGAAGUGACAUUACUGCAAAUUCAAUUUGCUUUGUGUGGAAUAUAUGUUGUAGCUGCCAUUAUUUGUAUAGUAGCUGCCAUCCUGGCCUUGUUAGUGAUGAGAAUGGAAAGACAAAGGACAGGAGGAUAUCAGGAUGAUACCUAUGAAGAGAUAUUUACCAUAAGUAAUUCUAAUACACCAGAAACAUCAGAUAGUGAAAAUGAACAUACUAAUAUGUUAUCUCCAUCCAUGGGGCCUUGUUAUGGUGAUUUAGACAAUACUCUUCCUGAUUCUGAUAAUGGCAGCUCUCAAUUACGCUCUAGUUUACGAAGGAGCCAAAGUUGUAAACAACCUCGUGCAGAAACAAAUAAUUUGGAUAUUUUUAACAAUUAUGUUGCAAAGGAAAAAGGAAACACAGCGCCGAAAGGAAAAUUAAAAGAGCAUCGUCGUAGAGACAGACGGGCUGUGACGCUACAUAAUCUAGACUCAAAACAGUUAAUGUUAAUAUUGAGCCUUCAAAUGAGAUAUCUGAAGGAAAAUGAAAAUUCAAAAUCGCAAGUUGAACUAAGUGCUAAAAAACUGGACGAACAGUUACGUCGUUCCUACACUCCUCAGCCAUAUCAUUCCCGUUCACAGUCAUGUGAUUCUGAUAAAGAUGUGCGAUUGGUACGUUCUCAUACACCCCAACCUUAUCAAAUGGCAAGAAAGCAACAAAUGUAUGAAAACACACAAAGUGUUCAGGCAGCACAAAUGAAUGAAUUUUAUGAAAAUAACAUUCCUCCAUGGGAAAGAAACCAGCUAACACCGAAAUCUUCCAAACAAGUUAGCCCCGACAAGUCCACGUGUGAGAAGCGAAAGAGUAAUUAUGUUCCGCAUUACGAGGAAAUUGACGACGUUGUUAGUUAUAUGAGUAACGAUGAGGAUGAUAAAAGAAUUUACAGCAACCAGACUGACAUCAAGUCACAGAAGAAGAAAAAGACAAAACCUAAAGUCAACAUUGAUAGUGAAGAAUCUGAAUUGUCUGACAUUCCACCACAACGCAUUCGACGACCUCCGCAUCGUAAAAAUGUCUCAACAAAUGAAACAAUUCUACCCAAUAAUAUUCCAGUUAUGCAAAAUGCCAUUCCUAACACAGCAGGAAGACCAAAAAGUUAUAUUAAUGCCAUUGAUAAUGUUGUCAGUGAGGGUGGUAUACCUGCAGAUCUUUAUGAACCAGUACAUUACCAUGGUGAUACUAUGGUACCACAUGCUCAGUCUCAGCCAAUCAUGUUAAGGCACAGCGAUCCUGCUAACACUGACACUCUACCAUGUCGAGGCAUUCAUCCCAUGGAAGAUAUUUAUGCUCAACCACGAAAAAAGAAAAAUCCAGGUUCAGCCUUCCAGAGAAUUCCAGAUAGCAUCUCAGCACCAGUUAUUGGUAGAAUUCCUGAUGGCAGUGACAGACGGUCAGCAUUUCACGUGGUGAAAAGGUCAAGUGAAGCAGGAACAGGAAUUGUUGGUUUUAUCAAUCCCGUUACCAACAAUAAUGUUGCUAUGUACCCGGUCGUUGAUCGAAGAAAAGGUUUUGAUGCCCCACCCCCUUACUCACCGCCUCCGUGCUACAGUGACUGUCUAACUAAUUCACGAGAUAGUUCUCUCAAAUCGUCUUCUAGUUCUCAUUCCGCUAAUCUUAGUGACAAUAUGUAUGGCAAAGUUAAAAAUCAGAAAUCAAAAUUUAUAUUUACUCAUGAUCCCGGUCAGGCCAUGGUUCAACAGUCCAGUUCUGACUAUGGUAACUAUGGCAAUUAUGGACAUCCUCAGUGUUAUGAUGGUGGAGUUGUCUAUGGCAACAUUGGAAACCAUGAAAACAGACAAUUUUUAGGAAAUGAAGAAAAGUUAGACCAGCUUCCUCAGUUUUCAUCUCAAUAUCGAGCUAAUUAUGUGAUUAAUUUAGAUCAAGAACAACCUCGUGUGGCUAUUCCUGGAGAAUCGAGUGACUCUGAUGAAAUGGAAACUGUUAUUUAGUGAUUCUUGCCUCAAUAAAUAACACAUUCAUGGUUACUUGAAGAUAAUUAAAUGUGCUAAAAUAUUCAAUGCCAUUAUUCAUUUGCUGUUGCUUAUAUGUAAGAAGAAAUUGUCAAAUUGUAAAGCGAUUAUUGACUGUGGUUUUAAAAAUGAAGUUUACUAACCCAAGUUUUAAUGUACAUUUUCUGUAAAGCAAGAAAUUGUUACAACAUGAAAUUAUUGUGGAUCAUGCUUUACUAAAAUGCAGCAAAAAUAUAUAUAGCUUGCAAGAGCAGUGUGAUAUUUAAAACAUGUGCCUUUACCUUCUACAAUUUUUAUACUUUUGAUAAAUAGAAACCUAAAGAUGAAUCUCUAAUUCUGAUGAACAUGACUGUAUUAUAAACAUUAUCAUGAAAUGAUAGUCAAUGCAAACCCCUCGUUUCAGUCCAAUUUGCCCAUCUUAACAGUGACAAUUACUGACUGGAGAAGUUAUCUCUCAGUCAGUUAACAUGCCAUGAAAUUAGAAAUACAUAGAAUUUCAACUUAAAACCAUGGACUGUGUAUACGUUCCAUGUUAAAACACAAUAAAUAAUAUUAAAUUUUUGUAAAAAAUGUAUUUAAUAGUUGGGAUAAUGCUAAAAAUUGUCAUGUUAUUCUUUUAAUACAAGAAUAUAUUUCUAAAGAAAUUUGGAAAGCCCCAAGUCAAAGGUUUCCAACCACAAAUGAUGAGAUUGUGCUUUGAAAAUAAAAAUUGAUUGUAUAAGUAAAUGUGUAUGUAUAAGUAAAUAUUAACAGUUUGCUUCCCAAGUUAACAGUAAAGAACUAAAGUUUGUGUGAAUGGAAACUUCUGAGUAAUUACAUAUGCAUGUGUAUCCUUUUAAAAAUACAGCUGUAUGUAAAUUUUUUAUUCUUGAGUACAUGGCCAUACUGGUAUACAUGUAUUUUGAAACACAACACCUGCAUCCCACCCAAUGAACUUUGCCAUUUAUAUAAACUGACACUUAAUCAUAUACAUGUGUUAAUAUCAUUCAUAUAAUAGUCAAAGAUAAUGUAAUGGUGAUCAAAUUAUAUGUUAAAAAUAACUAUACCUCAGUUAAAGGGACAACAUUCCCAAACUAGUUUAGAGUUUGACAAAGAUCCAUGGCUACCCCCCCCCCCCUCCCAAAAAAAGAAAAAAGGAAUGGGGUACCAGGUGUUUAAAAAAGAAAUACUAACAUGCCUUGUGUACAACACCCAUAACAACUAAAUCUACCAUCUGAAUUUAUGACUACUUUUACAUUAAUUUAGUUACUAUUGAUUUCAUGCAUCGAUCUUUUUGUCAGUGAAUUCUUUUUUAAUAUACAUGUAAACAAAUCUUUCGGCUCUAAAUUUGCUAAUAAUUAUAUUGUUGUGAAAAAAUAUGUGUUAUCCCUUAAACACUCUGUGUUUCUGUCAAUUAUUCAGUACUCAUUUUAAAAGUCCAAGUUUAUGAAAGUAAAGUUGAAAGAAUCUGAGGAUUGUAGGAACUGUUAAAAAUCAUCCAUGUUGUCAAUAAUAUUUUAAUUUUGGUGUGUAUUGUUUGAAAUGAAUAGAUACCACCCACAUAUAAUAUGAAAAAUGUCUUCUGUGUCCAAGCCUAUAUCCUGUAAAGACAAAGUCUUUCCGAAAAUAUUUUAUUUCUGAUAAACAGUAAAAGUAUUAAUGGGAAGUUUUUUGCAAUUGCUUACUCAGAAUCUUUGAUGCUGAUAUUAGAAAUUAACAUGUGCAGAUGUAUCUAUUCUUCAAUGAUGGCUCUCCAAAAUAUGUUACUGAGCUUAUGUAAACUUAAAAUUCAACACAGUUCGUUAAAAAACAUGGGGGAACAUAUGUCAAAGCUCAUGAUAUUGUCACAAAAUUGGCUGAUUUAAUCAAAAUAGUGAUAAUAAGUAUCCGUAACAAAUGUAAUUUAUUAAUUUAAUGUUAGAACAGACAGUAUUUCUUGGAAUUUAACAAAUUCCUAAUCCCUGUCUGAGUUGAGUUGUUGGAGCACAUAAAUCAACAUUUGUUACAAGUUGAAUUUUUAGAUCAAUAUAGUUUUGUUGUAGGCACAGUUAGUAAAAAAAAAUAAUAGGGAGAUUCUUGUUCUAAAAGUAAUUGUACAUAAAAGUUAUCAAUCAUAUAUUUUUGUUAUAAAAACAUUGUAUAGUUGAAACAUUCAUAUUUUUUCAUAAAAUUGUAUUAUAUUUUUAAAAUCCUGUAUAUGUAUAAAUCAUGUGUAUAUAAUCAGGUAUAGCAUAUAUAUCUAUCACUCUCCUAGCAUAAUACUGUAUAAAAUAAACAUAUAUCAACAAAAUUAACUCUAUUGUUAUAUUUCUAACCCAUUUGCUUACUGCAUGGUCUUUCUCUUGACUUGUUAGAUGUCCAUAUUGAAAUGUGCAAGGUUGUACGUUCGUCGGGCUGUCAGUCAUAUUAGUGAGAUGAAGAAACCUACUCACACCACCUCUGUAGUCGGGACUGACAGAACUGUGUCCCCAUUGUGAAUGCUCUGCAUUGUCCAGAAUAGUGAAAUGAAGCCUAUCAGAUUUCAGCCAUUUCCAUUAA